AUGUUUGGCGGCGUCAUUUUCUUCCUGGUUUGGCCUUUUGAUCAUUAUUUGUUUUUAAAAAAAAAUGUUCCUUUUUAUCGAACCUCAUUAAGCCCGAUAACUAGGCCGUUAAAUAAGAAAAAAUUUUCUACGUUUGAACGAAGAUUUUUUUUCUUCAGCUUCCAUAGUUUGGAUUGAUAUAUUCCUUACCAGGGAAAGUUUUUUACACCCCGAUCGAACUUUUGCUGAAAAUUUGCUGAAGUGUACUUUGGGACCCCCUGAUUGCAGAUCAAGAAAAAAAAUUUUCGCAAUAGAUCUUGUUUCCGAGUUAUGAAGCUUCAAAGUGGGCAAAACACGCAAAUUAGGCCAAAAAAGCGCUAUUUGGGGUUUUCGAAGUGUCCUAACUCGAAAACGAGAUCUAUUGCGAGAAAUUUUCUUUUUGUUCUGGAAUCAGGGGGUCUUAAAAAGUACACUUCAGCAAAGUUUCAGCAAAAGUUCAACCGAGGCGUAAAAAACGUCCCCUCGUUAGAAGGACAUGGUCGCACGUGGAAUGACUCGGAGCGAAUUCAUGGAGAGUCAGUUUGAACUCAAAAAAAGAUUUCAACUUUUUCUCGUUUUCUCAUUCCAAACGAUUUGAUAGUGAAAAAGUUUUAAUUCAAAUCGGGAUAAAAUAUAACGGUGAAUCAACUUCAAAACCACCUCUGACGUCAUUAAUUUUGCAAAGUCGUAAUUUUUGUUUUUUCAGCUGAGUCUUAUCGGCGUGCUUAUCAACGCAUUCCUGUUGUUUUUGUUCUUGUCGGACCCUGCCUUCAGCGGCGAUUUCUACAAACUCUGCGUUUCGAAAACGAUCAGCAAUUUGGUCGUCCUCUUGACACACCUUCUUUGGGUCGCGCCGUGUAGUAUAUUGUCAGUUUUGCAAGCUGUAAUUUUUUUAUUUUCCGAGAAAAGCUGCGAAGGAUCAAAGAAGUUUUUCAGUAGUACAGGUGGUGCGGUUCAACAAAACAUUUCCAAAAAUUUUUUGAGAUCGUCUCGCACUUUUGAAAUAACCCUCAAGCUUCUGUGAACUCACCAUGGGACAUUUGGAAAGAAAAUCCGCUUUUGGAAUGACUCGAAGCGGCGCUGUCGCGUAGCGGCACAGAGACCGAACUACAAUUGAGUUGUUUCCGACGACCGUUUAUCUUUGAGCCAUUCAACGUGCAACCAUGGACUUCGGAAUGAGGGCGAACAGAGAAAAUUAUAAAUACGGAUAAUUUUUUAAUUUUUAAAAUCCUUUUUGUACUUACGAACAAAAUUUCAAACAACCUUGUAGGAGAGACGUAUUUUGAAAUGAGAAAAGUCUUAAAACUGAAAAAUCAUAAACUUUCAGGAAUUCCUACUAUAUCAGCAGUAUCGAUUUCAACUUGUUCGUCAGCCAAAUUGGCGCCGUUUCUUUUUAUUUCUUAGGUUUGAUUGGAAAAUUUCCGUUGUCCCAAUAGAAAGAGCUAUAAACGUAACAGAUGAGAAGCGGUAGGUCUAAAUUCUUUUUUUUCCGACCCGAAACGACUUGCUCACGCCGACAUAGAUUAGCAUCAGUAGACCGUUUUGAUAAGAAACUAAGAAAAUCCUAUUUUUGCUCAGAUUCAAUCGAUGUUCGAUACGUUCGUAAAAUUUUGAAAAAUCUCAACUUUCUUCGAUCCGCCUAGAAUUUCCAGGUGGAUUAACUCAAAUUUGUAUGGCUUCCAAUAGAUUCCUCAUCACUGCGUUUCCUUCAAAAAUUGGUCAACAAAAAAGGACGCGAUAUUCAAUGGUAAGUUUGAUAUCAUUCAAAAGUAACCGAUAAAAACGUUUUGGAAAGGAAAAAUUUUGAAGCGAAAAUGCAAGAACGAGAGAUUAAUGGCGGCAUGAAAAGACUCCAGACAACGAAAGGUUAUCCAUUUCUCUGGCGUCUCUUCUGGCCGCCGAUGAUCUCUCGCAUUAUGGGACCCGUUCCGCGCUCAAUUCCCCCUCACCGGCGAGGCCGUAUUGUUUGUUUAUUGCAUCUUCAAUGUAAGAAUACAUGUGCAAUCGACUUUCAUUGAUUUCAACUGUGUUUAAACGGCGGCAGGAGCUGUGGCUUAAGCAGAGAAGUUGUGAAUUUCGCUCGUAGAGCAUCAGGUACAAGAGAGGUCGUAGGAAGAGUUACGGUGCCGGCUUUCCAAAGGCCGAUGCCAGAGAUUGAGCCUUUUCGCUGCAUGCAGCUCCCAAUAUUAUCUACCCCGGAGGGAUGAAAGGCUUGGUCGACCUCGGGGGGACUCGAACCUACGACCUUGCGGACGUUAGAAAUGAGUCUUUACCAGCUGAGCUAUGCCGCCCCUAGAGGCCGUAUAAACAAGAAAAAAGCAUAUUAACACGAGAGCGCCGUUGAGGGGAAAAAGAGCUCAGAAAAAAUCAGAUUCCUUAAAAGUCGUGACGAAUCGAGUUUACGACAGUUGGAGGUGAAUAGCUAUUUUUUUCAGACCAUGCUCGGAAUUUCGUGGAUUUUAGCACUCCUAUCGAUCGCGGCUUGUUUUUUAGGUUUCAAUUUCUUUUGAAAACGACACAGUUCUCAGAGAGCGUUUUUUCAGCCAGAAUCGCCAUAUUCUAUGAUUUACAUACACUGGGCUAUCAAUCGAGUGAUAAAGACCAUGCGACGACUUUUUUCGCGACUCAACUCAUUACAUUUCUCAUCACCAGUGCGAUUUCGUGUUCGAUAAAUGCGUGCACGACUGUCAAUCUUCUGAAAACGGGGGUCAGGGAUAAGAAAAAAAAAUUCGGGAGGAGAAAUAGAGCUAUAAAGUUUUGGAACGUUACUUCAAAAAUGUCCAUGAUUGUAUAUAAUAAGCUGGAUGAUUACUUGAGGAUUAUUUCCUGUUUAACACACGUUCUCUGAGAUUUUCGAAAAUACGUUGGUACAAUAACUUUCAAGUUUGUUUUUUUGAGCUGAAGUUCAUGUCACAUAUACUAUGCGACCUUCUUAACACAUGACACCCGGUUUUGACAGGCUCCGCCCACUUUCAGGGUUAUGGUGGAGAAAAUACCGUAAAAAGCUAACUUUUUUCCUGGUCGAGCAAAUCGGUUCAAACCAACUGUAACGCAAAGAGCACGUCAUUUUGAACAUUUUUCAUGUUGGAAACUACUCUGGAAAAAAUUUUCUUCUUGUGGAAAAAAAUCGCUGAAAGUUGAAAAAUGACGAGGUUAUGUAGUAUCUCUGAUAGCAAAACGAGCUCUGAGGAAGUAACUUGAAAUUCUUGUACCAAGACAUUUCUCAGUUCAUCGAUUUUCUCGGAGAACGUGUGUUAAUCCGAAAACGUAUUUUCCUACAUUUUCCCUACAUUUAUCCCGUGAAUUUUAGGACUUGUGAGUGAGAAUAAAAACACCCGAUUUGAUUGAAUAAACUUGAAAAGGUUGAUUAUAUUUAUCAUCCUUCGUUAAAAAAACUCAUCUCCUUACGGUUAGGAAUCAUCUAAACCGUCAUUAAAGUGUUCCAAUCCGGUGCGCAACUCUAGGGACCACUCAGCUCUCUUUGAACCGAAUCUAAUCACAAAAAAAAUGACAAAAAAAAUGUCAAGUUGCUCUUGCAUUUAACAGAUUAAGAAGUUUCUUUUUUUUGAGAAGAAAGACUUCGAGUUUAUUUUUUUAAUUCUCAUAAUCGAGUAGAGCAAAGAUCGAAUACAUAGGUUUUUCAUUGAAGGUCAGCGGCCUGGCAACAGAUGCAAGUAUGAAAAGAAGAAAACGGAACUUUCGUCUUUUUAUUCAGGUUUGUUCGAUUUUCAAAAGCAAAAUUUUUUAAUUAAAAAAAUUUUAAAUUUUAACUGAAUGAGUUGACAUUUUCUAAUCUUUUUAAUCCUCCAUCUUUAUCUGAAAUCCGAUCGAAUAGAGGAGAUUUUUCAAAAUUCCUUUAAACGAGCGAGAAACUCGAUAGAUCGGCAUGGAAUUCUUCUCGUUGGAACUUCUCGUAUAUCAGAAUGUUUCAGAACGUUUUUCAAGACGCCAUACCCCUGAUCGACGUGAUCAACACAUUCGCCAUGAACUUUGUUACUGGCUCCUUAUUUGCAACCUUCUCAUCAACCUUCACGUUGAUUCUCGUCCAUGUUCUCGAUGGGUUAAUUUCAUUUCUUUUUCUAGCCAAAAGCUCUAGAAGUGCCUCUAUUUUUUUUUCGAGAAUGAAAUAGUUGUAAGUCCAGAUUUUCGAUAAAUCAAAGACCUUUUUUUCCCAAACUUUAUAGACAAUAAUUUGAUUCAAAUCCUCAUAAUUAAAAAAACGCGAUUAAAUGUAUUGAAAAUUACCUAAGUGUCCACUCAGGUUGUCAUAUUCAAUUGCUCACUGUAGAGACUCACAUGUCAGCUCUCUUUCCAGUACCAAAAAAAUGGUACCGCGAAAAAAUUAUAAGCACUUUUUAAUGAGUCGAGAUUUCUCAAGUAAGAUUCAAAUCAAUAUGUAAAUAAAGCGCAUUUUUUUAUCUCUAAACUUUUGCUUGCUUUUUCCUGGUAAGUGAAAACUCCAGCUAUACGGAAACGUAAAGCUCUGCAAGAUCAAAUUUUCUCAAAAAGUUGGAUCUUAGUGAUAAAGUCCUUUCCUUUCAGACUCACGAUGUUCAUUUUUUCCUGGCCAAGUUGGGUUGCGAGGAAAACAAGCGUCCUUCGAGUGACUGCCGCCAGCUCGACGCAUUGA
Messenger RNA from Caenorhabditis auriculariae, 4648 nucleotides. Lineage: Eukaryota; Metazoa; Nematoda; Chromadorea; Rhabditida; Rhabditidae. The record is from the annotation of a GenBank genome assembly.